CGAGGGUUCAGAUCGGGCAUGGGCUGAUCCCUGUCUCCAAAUGCCCGUACUUUUGCGGAGAAUCGAAACAACGUAAUUUUUGACCUCGUUCACCCUCAACGACACUAAAAUAUCUCGUUGUUGCAUGCCGUCGCUGCACCACGACAUCCCAUAUCUACCCCUCAUACCCAGAACGCUCCCUACCAGCGCUCAAACGGCCUCUCUGUUGGACGCGCCACCCGCCUUUCCGGCUACUCAAUCCACUAGAUGGAUGGAGUCUGCGGACUCUGAAACUGUCACCCACCUCCGCCCGCCAUCUGGUCAAGACGAUGCGGGCGACUCCAAGCCCGCCACUGUCCGGCCAGAGCGCAACAGCAUCAUCCCGCCAUUCUGGCAGCGCCAUGAAAGAAGCGACAGUAGUCUGAGUUACGCAUCUACAGACAACGUCUCUCGCCCGCAGCCCAUCCUUCUCGAAGAUCACACCGACGAAGGAUCAGAGCAAUGCAAGGCCCUGUGGGCAAAACAUGUAUCUAUUGACGAUUAUGUGAUUGUGAGCGGCAGCGCGCCAGGUCUAGGAGCUUACGUCGUGUGGAACUGCACCGUCGAGACCCUAGAUGGCGGCCCGAUGAAAAUAAUGAAGAGGUUUUCAGAGUUCGACGAGCUGCGGCAAAAGCUGGUUGAGACAUUCCCGCAUGCAGAUGGAGCCAUCCCUCCGUUGCCGCCAAAAUCAGUCAUAUCUCGUUUUCGUUCGAGGUUUCUAGAAAGACGGAAGGCCGGCCUGUCCUACUUCCUCAACUGCAUCCUGCUAAACCCUGAGUUUGCGGGAUCGCCAGUCUUGAAGGAGUUUUUGUUCUCAUGAGUGUGGAACGAAAGUACAUAUUUUAAUGGCUUCCUUGUGAAUAUAUAAUUAUUGGACUUCUUGGACAUGAAUAAAUACAGACCUUUUCUUUAGGAUCUAUACCUGAAUGAAGGAGAAGACCAGGCGGUGUGCGGAAGCGUUAUCAAAAGUUAUGGAAUCUUGAGACUGUCGGGGCACAGGAGCUACAGGAUGACGGCCCUGGGUCGACCAUUGAUUAACACAAUAUCAAAGGCUUGAAUGAUACCACCAAUAGCGAGCAGAAGCCAUAGGGCCCGUCAAUCAGCAUACCGGACAAUCGCCAAUCCUUCAGUGAACGGUAUCCGGACGUUGAGGUGAAGAAGUUCGGAAAACACAUCCGCGCAAAUGAUUGGCCCACGCCGGCUGUGGCGUUGUUCUCCGGCUCUCUUCAAGAAAUCUCGAAAUUUAAUUCGCU
Molecule: messenger RNA, 1271 nt
Organism: Lindgomyces ingoldianus
Lineage: Eukaryota; Fungi; Ascomycota; Dothideomycetes; Pleosporales; Lindgomycetaceae
Product: PX-domain-containing protein
Exons: 5
Coding region: 125-838 (237 amino acids)
Cellular component (GO): endosome
Molecular function (GO): phosphatidylinositol-3-phosphate binding
Source: RefSeq, a predicted model, not a curated record